AUGUCGCAGAGUAAUUGGGAAGCUGAUAAGAUGCUUGAUGUUUACAUUCAUGACUAUCUAUUGAAAAGAAAACUACAUGCUUCUGCAAAAGCCUUCAUGACUGAAGGGAAGGUUGCCCCAGACCCAGUAGCUAUUGAUGCGCCUGGAGGAUUUCUCUUGAAUGGUGGUCCGUCUUUUGGGACAUCUUCAUUGCUAGGACAAAUGAAAAACAUUCUGAGGCUGCUGCGGCUUACAUAG
Ilex paraguariensis (yerba mate) is the source of this 237-nucleotide messenger RNA. NCBI's taxonomy places the organism in Eukaryota, Viridiplantae, Streptophyta, Magnoliopsida, Aquifoliales, Aquifoliaceae. The record is from the annotation of a GenBank genome assembly.